Messenger RNA from Lethenteron reissneri (Far Eastern brook lamprey), 6322 nucleotides. Its product is annotated as forkhead box protein P1-like. NCBI's taxonomy places the organism in Eukaryota, Metazoa, Chordata, Hyperoartia, Petromyzontiformes, Petromyzontidae. Gene Ontology annotation, biological process: regulation of transcription by RNA polymerase II. Gene Ontology annotation, cellular component: nucleus. The record is from RefSeq and is a predicted model, not a curated record. Gene Ontology annotation, molecular function: DNA-binding transcription repressor activity, RNA polymerase II-specific; RNA polymerase II cis-regulatory region sequence-specific DNA binding.
AUGUCGACGCACGAAGCUGCACCCCACUCGUCGGAGGUCACGGACGAGCUUGACCAGGAGCCGCCCGCCUCCUGUGCUCAUCCCGCCCUUGCGCUCCAAGCCCUCAUCGAGACGCCCUGGGGGGACGUGGGCACGGGGUCAGAGUGGGAUACAGACCACGCCAAGCGGGCCCAGACGGCGGUGUCGGGCGAGCAGGUCCUCUGCGGUGGGGGAGACCGGCACCUCAACAACGAGCACGCUCUGGACGAUCGGAGCACGGCCCAGUGCCGGGUGCAGAUGCAAGUGGUGCAGCAGUUGGAGAUACAGCUGGAGAAGGAGCGAGAGAGGCUGCAGGCCAUGAUGGCCCACCUCCACAUGCGGCCCUCAGAACCCAGGACUCCCCUGCAGCCUCUGAACCUGGUGUCGAGCGCCACUCUGGCCAAGAGCACCCCCGAGUCUCCGUCCCAGGGCAUGCUGCCUCACCCGGCCAGCACCCCGACCGCCACGUCCGUCAUCACGGCGCUCCCGCCGGGCCCCCCCAUGCUGCACACGCCCGGCCUGCACGCCAUGGGCCCCAUUCGCCGGCGCCACUCGGACAAGUACAACCUGCCCGUGUCAUCAGAGCUCGCACAGAACCAGGAGUUCUACCAGAAUGCCGAGGUCCGGCCGCCCUUCACGUACGCGUCCCUAAUCAGGCAGGCCAUCGUAGAAUCUCCGGACAAGCAGCUCACCCUCAAUGAGAUCUACAACUGGUUCACCCGGAGAUUUGCGUACUUCCGGCACAACGCCGCCACGUGGAAGAACGCCGUGCGCCACAACCUGAGCCUGCACAAGUGCUUCGUGCGAGUGGAGAACGUGAAGGGCGCCGUGUGGACCGUGGACGAGAUGGAGUUUCAGAAGCGACGGCCGCAGAAAAUGACCGGGAGCCCUUCACUCGUGAAAUCUAUGCAGACCGGACUGGGAUACGGAGCUGCGUUAAAUGCAAGUUUGCAGGCGGCGCUGGCGGAGACGAACCUGCCCCUGCUGGGCGGGCUGGGGAACCCGGUGACGGCGGCGGCGCUCAUGGCGAGCCACGAGGAGCUCAACGGACUCCUGGAGCACGCCAGCAGCAACGGCAGCGGCAGCAGCGCCGGCCACUCGCCCCCGCACGCGCUUCUCAAUUGGACAGAGGUGGAGUCUCCCCAACCACGGGGACCUUGGGCUCCUAUGAGCCAUGCGCCUGCACACAGACAUCCCUUCCACGUGAAGGAGGAGCCGCUGGAGAUGGACGACAACAACGUCCCCAUUUCUCUGAUGGCGUCGGCCCCGCACAGCCCCGAGCUGGAGGAUGACAAGGACACGGAGGAGGAGGAGCCGCUGAUGAACGACGAGCUGGAGUGAGAGGGGGGCCGCCGGCGCCGACUCGGCGACGGCGCGAGGGGGCACGCGUCCACGUCCGCCGGCUCGGAGAACGGCGGACGGGCGGAAGGGCGACUCGUCGCUCGUGCGUUCUCGCCCCCCCCCCCUUCCCCAGCGACGCGAUCCUCAAAAGUCCAACCGCCACCACCUCCACCGCCGCCCACGGCGCUUACUACGCAAGGUGGCGGCAGUGCUUGCUUUUCCGGACCGAAAAACGACGAGAACAACAAGAAGUCAGAAUACGUGACGUAUGAAAACAAGUGACAAACUGCCGUGAGCAGCGUACGCACCCUGCGCGCCGAUGAUGUCUUUUGUAAAGGAUCGGAUGGUCCCACGUGAACAUUGUGAGGUGGUUUGACAUCGCCGUGGUCACAACGGCGGUGGUGCAACAAUGGUGGCGACGGCAGCGACGGCGUGAAGAGCAUCUUCUUCUCGGUGAUGCUGCAUUCAAAACUCCACGAGACUGAAAUCUUCCAUUUUGCUUUGCGCCCCUGCGGACGGGAAGCCAGCAUCGAAGACAAACGCACGAACGGAGCGGGCGUUUAACCCAACCUGAGGAGGGUUUUAAUCAAAAACGACAUUUGCCAGUAUUAACUCGACGUGAAGUGUACAUUCUGCGGCCGUCUUGUUUACGGUCCAAAGGCAUCCGGCGUCAUCUCCUCGUUUUAACCACGGGCUGUAGCACUUACCGGAGCGCAACUCCCUCUCGCCGUGUUGGAAGCCGUACCGGCUGGGGGCCAACCUGCCGGCCGGUUAAACCGUGCCGCCAAUUUUACACGGAACUGGUCAAGCUGAAGUUGCUUCUCGAAAAGUUGACACCGACUCACGACGCACGCGUGGUGCGCGCAUUGACUAAACGUGCAGUUGUAGAAUACGGUUAUUAACGUUAUUUGUCGUUUUUACUUUUGCAUUUUCUUUACAAAAAAAAACACACACACUUUCGAAAAAACUAAAAAUUAAUUGUCGUGUAUAAAUGUUUUAACGUGCCAAGUUUGCGUUGGGGUAGGUGCAUUGCCCAGCUGGUGAAGUGUUGACAUCCUGGCUCUGGCUUGGUGUGUGUGUGGCACACUGCCAGUGAAACGUGUGGCUUCACAAUACACAGAGGAGCCACUCAAAUGAAUAUGAGGAGGAUGAGCGGUAGUGGCGACUGGGCAACUCAACUGUAACGCUACGCCGAAAAAGCCCUCUGCACAACCUGCGGUGUGUAGUCUGUCUGCAUAAUCCGAUCUCUUAAGUACCUCUUUACCUCUGUUCACCUCCGAUGUUAGAAAAAUACAAAAGUCCUCAUUUCUUUUGUUACCGGUGCAAACCAAAGGUUUACCGCGGCGUUCCAAAAUGCUCAAAAAACAAAAUGCUUUAUCUUACACCGUCUACCUGCCCUGUGAGUGGCACGUCUACCAAAUUGCUUCACGGACGUCUCUGUAGGAUUGCAGAGAGAGAGAGAGGGGGGGAGUGAGGGGGGGGGGGCUCUUGGCCACCUUUGACACUGACCCCGCCACGACAAGACACGACAGAGAAACACGAGGAUUGGUGUCCAGCGACCGCGCGUUUGCUGAUGUGCUCGCCGGAGUGUGUCGCCCGCUUCUGGGACGGACGGCGCUGAGAAGAAUACGCACGUCGCGUAGCAGAGCGAAACGAAACAAACACACGAGACUCGGUCUUGCGGGGAUUUACCGCGCGGUGGCAAACGUCGCGUUCGAAAUGUCGAAAGCGCUCAACGAUCCCUCAAGCGUGUUUCUCUCUCGCCGCCUGUGCACUGCCAUCGUCUUCGUCUCCUUGAUCACCCUACAAGAGGGAUUUGAAAACUGAUUUUUUGUUUCCGUUAAAAAAUAUCGCAAGGUGUGAGGAAUUUCACGGAGCAAGGUGGCAUGAUCAUAAAGGAGAGAAAGAUGAAUUGGCAAUGCUAAAAUAAUUUCUUGUUUUUUUUUAGCUAAGUUUGAACCCAACGGGAAAGGAGAUAGAGUUAAGUGGAGGAUGGUCUUAUUAAAUAAUAAUAUAAAUACAGGUAUACAUUUUGUCACUGGUAUGUCAAAUUAAAGCACUUGUGUUACACUCAACAGACCUCUACAGUUACUUGCUACUAAUAAAAUCGCUACCUGAUUACCAAUGCUUCCUAGAGACCAAAAAAUGUAUCCCAACUACAAUCCCUCUAAUUUUCAACAGACCUCAAGUACACUCGUUUCACUCUGUGUCAUGUCGCCAGGUGCUGUCGCUUGCUCAUGUUUGCGCACGUGUGGUGUUUGUGGCGGUUGGAUUGGAUUCGUGGUGAUGCUGAGAGCUUAAAGCCUGGUUUCCUUUAGUCUAAAUGUCAAUCACCGAUCCAAACGCGCAUUUAAAUAUAUUUAAACAACUAACGACGACAUUUAACAAUAUUCAAGCCGUUCUCUUGAAUUACAAAACAAAAAAAUAACAACAGUAUUUAACUCCAGAAUUCUGGACACGUGAUUUGUUUUCAAAAGUAUGUUUUGUGAUUUUUUUAAAUAUAUACGUUCACUGUUAAAUUAAAUAUUUUAUGGUAAAUAUUAACGCCCCCUUUUGUGAUGGUUGACCUUAAAUUAAAAAGUUUCAGUAAAGUUGUUUUUGUUUAAGUCGAUAUAUGUUUGAAUUAACACUGCGCACCCCUAUUUAAAUGGUCUUGACUGUGGAAGUCAGUCGCUGGUAAUUUAUAAAAUGUUGUCUUUUGAAUACACUCAUGUUGAAUGCUUUCCACAGGCAGCAUAGGACCCACAUGCUUGGAAAUUUGGCUUUGAUUCACCUUCGGUCAUUUGUGCUGUUUGCCCGUAUUUUAAAGACACACCAUUUGCUGUUAUCCAUAUUUAUUUCGCUCGCUCUUUUUUGCCAAGUGUAAUCUCUGAGAUUGCCAAAGAUGGUUCGGAUAUACAGUACCUUCUUUAAGUAACAACCAAAUAGCAAGACGCGGGCCCCUUUUAAGGAGGUGGCAAAGAAACUAUUCUGUUGACCAAAAUGCAUUGCAUCCAAAAGGCAAGCAUUCCCUUCACGUCAGGCGAAGUGUAAUGAACCAAAGUUUUCUCUCUGCGACCGUCGUUUAAAAAAAUAGCGGUAAAUGUUGACACUUAGCACCCCACCCACCCACCCGCCAUCCCUGCCUCAUACUACCGCGCUCAAGUCUCUGCUAUGAAAUCUCCGCGGCUCGAGGCACGCCGCCAGAUCCGUUUCUGUUCCAAUUCACGGAGCGCGUUGCGUCGACGCAGAGGCCCGCGACCUCCUUUUCAGGGCCCUGUCGAAGGCGACAAACGGACAUUGCGAGCAAAAAACAAACAGACAGACGUUGAGUUCUUGAAGCGAGAGACGUUGUCGAAACCGAGAAAUAUACCUUUUAAAACAAACAAAAAAGCAUCGAUCGUGACACUAAGAUGUACGCGUCGAGUUAUCCGUAGCGCACGUGUGAUGUUGACGGUUUAACAUUUAAUUUUGAGGAAACCGUUUUUGAAAAAAAAUGUUUGUCUGAUAUCCAUGCAUGAUGUAACAUUGUGUGAUUGUUGUGGAUUUAAAAUCGGGUUUAACGCUUUCGCCGGAAGCGGAAAACCGUGAAGAUGUUUAUGACGUGGGGAAGAAGAAGAAGAAUUACAAAGAAGUUCAUGCAUUUACUGCCCUCCAAGCUCUCCGUCGACUCAGCACUAAAUGAGCAAAGCUUUACAAAGGAUAAUACCUACUCUAGAGCAUAGGGUGGCUUGUCACAGUUACAGUAUUUGGGAAAUUUUACGACAGAAAAAAUUCUGAAGUGAAUAACGUAGUGUAGUGAUAUUAACUCAAAUGCGACCCUAUAUCUUUAAACAAACAACACACACACACAGGUGUUCUGUUAGCGAGUAGGCGGUAGCUUAAAGCUCGAAUAUAAGUCGCAUAUUAUUGUAAAUAAGGUUAAUGUGUAAUUAUGACAACAUAACACACAAGCGUGACAUCUUUAGAAUGCAUACCUCAACUAGAUUAAACCUCUUUGAAAUAAAGUACAGUUUGCACUUAGCUGUAAAAAUAAAUUUGCAUGAUUUUAGCAGAUACACGUUAGUUUGUAUAUUCUUAGCCUUUGAGGUGGAUGUUUGAAAACAGUGAACACUUCACUUGUGUGUUGGUGAUCUUUACGAUGUGGCGUUUUGCUCAAAGCAAAAACUGUUUUCUGCUUCUUCUUUACAAAGAAUUCCUUUGUAGUCUAUAUAAUUUUGUUUUUAUUUCAUCGCAAGAAGUAAAUGUAAUAUCCCUCUUACCAACCUGUUAACGACAUGGUAUUGAGAUUAUACUGAAAUACAUGGAAAAGAUGUGUUUUGAUGUACUAUUAUCGUUCCCGUUGGAAUUGUUUUCCACUUUCGUUUUAAUUAUUUCUUGUUGUUAUCAUUGCAUAGGUCGUUUUUUGUUUCGUUUGUUUGUUUUUUUACAAAAUUGCUUCUUCUGUAUACUGUAGUAGAUAUGACUUAGUAAAACGAAAUGGCUUGGUAUUUGUGACAAUGCUUUGUAUUUAACUGUCAUGCUCGUAGCUGGAGAAGAAGCCCUGAAUGCAUCAUAUGUACUUUAGCUUAACAUGAAAUCAGCUGUACCAUUUUACAUUUGCUUUGAACUGAAUAACACAUUGAGAGCUCUUAGUUAUUAAUGCUUGGACACACCUUUGUCUUUACAUGUGACGGUGUAAUCACGUGCAGGAGGCUCUAAGGCUCCACUCACGCAGCUCUGGCGGAGUGACACACCACGUGAUCCGAGCUUGCCGAGAGAUGAGUCGAUCCAUUCCGAUGUUUUUUUUUACUUUUACGGUUUAUUUUCUGUGACUUAAUAAAAAUUCAAGAUUGGACCAAAACGCCAAACGGAGUAUCUGAUACAGUAACGUGUAAUUCGCAGCUUAAAGGUCUUAUGAUUUUUAUUCGUUAAACUUACCUUUUUAAGUGCCAAGGAUAAAAAAAAAUGAUAAAGUUUAAAAAAAAUAAAGUGGUUGAACUUG